CUGCAGAGACGUUGCCUUUAACGGCUCCCACCGGGUCCGGGAUUUUAAUGCCUCCAUUUUAUCCCGUUAGAGGCACCUGCUCCUGACCUCCCUGGCACCCAGUGGGUUAACACUGCCAUCACUGCACCUGCACCUGGACCUGUCCAUCCCUGGGAGCUGGGGCUGUGCAGGGGCUAUAGGAGGGGGCUACUGGCACAGUCAGGAUGGUGUCCUGGAUCAUCUCCCGGCUGGUAGUGUUGGUGUUUGGCACUUUAUAUCCAGCUUAUUCUUCAUACAAAGCCGUAAAGACAAAAAAUGUCAAAGAAUAUGUAAAAUGGAUGAUGUAUUGGAUUGUGUUUGCGUUUUUCUCAACAGCGGAAACACUCACUGACAUUAUCCUCUCCUGGUUCCCGUUCUAUUUCGAAUUAAAAAUUGCAUUUGUAAUAUGGCUGCUCUCACCGUACACUAAAGGCUCUAGUGUACUUUAUAGGAAAUUUGUCCAUCCAACGCUCUCCAGUAAGGAAAAGGAAAUUGAUGAAUAUAUUGCCCAGGCAAGGGACAAGAGUUAUGAAACAAUGAUGCGUGUUGGUAAAAGAGGUUUGAAUAUCGCUGCAAGUGCCGCCGUAACUGCUGCUACCAAGGGACAAGGUGUGUUGUCAGAGAAGUUGCGCAGUUUUAGUAUGCAGGAUUUGACAUUAAUUCAGGACAAUGAUGCUGUCCACAUGCAGAGCCCAGAACCUCGGUUACGCAGCGCUUCCAGUGGGCUGGUGGAAACAAUCGCGGAUCCAGUGCCAUCAAUUUGUACAGCUCCUGAGGAUCCGCGACAGAGUGCAAAAUCAGACGGAGAAAUGUCAGAUGUGAAAACAGAACAGUCAGAUGAAGACGCAGUUGAAAAAGUACCAAAACGUACCCAAAGUGUCAAGAGUGUCAAGAAAGUUACAAAAGUAGAGCCACAGCCCAAAAAUCUAAAACUGCGCCCCAAGAAGAAAGCAACGGGAACUACUGUGUCAGGAGAGUCCGCAUGAAGACUGCAAGCUACUGUCUGUGUCUGUUUACACCCUAUGGUACACUCUACUCAUUUGAUACUCUCUGGAGGACCGUGAGCAUCAGAAGAUCCAAUGACUUGGGAUCCCUGAUCUAAGGGUUCAGUAUUUGCUAGAAAAUAUGUUUAUUAAUAAACUAUGUAUAUUUUAAUAAGCCACUUUGAGAUGUGUUAUACACCUCGUAUUAUGCUGUGCUGGAAUCCACUUUAAAAAAAGCUUACCUUAGUUACACUUAGUAGUGGUCAGGAAAACAAUAUAUUUACAAACUGUUAUAAUAACUAGGAUUGUAACAAUUUCAUUUAUUGAAAGGAGAGAGUUAUUAGGUAUGAUAUCUGCUAGACUGUCAUACAUCAUUUUAAUGAAACUAUCUGCAAUACUCAAAAUUGGAGCUGUGACACGGUUUUGAUCUGAGAUAAUUAUUAUUUUAUUUAACAAAUGUUAUUUAACAUAUUUGCAAUGUUAAGUAGCAUAUACUUAAUAUUAGUAUAUAUUGCAGUUUUGCAGUUCAGUACAUAACUUGGUAAAAGUGGGCUAAAUAUCUGUGUUUAUGCAGGUCUUUCUACUCUGGAACGUAGACAAUGGAAGGCUUCUUAUAAUACGUUUAAUUUUGUUUAAUUCUUUUUGGUUUGGUUGCCAAAACUAACAAUGUGAACAUACUGUAUCUCUGGGAAAAGCUGGAGUGUACGUGAAAUUGAAAACAAUUGUAGUUAUUUUUCUUAAUUAAGGAAGGUUCGAGAGAUUUCCGCAGUUUCGGACGUUCGUUCCAAGUUCUGGAGCGUCGGUUGACAAACUAAUGGUUUACUUUUUAACUCAAAGGUUGCAGACACCUAGGCUACUACUAGUUUAGCUAGUGUUCGAGACUUACUAUUGUGCAAGGGGUGGUGACUUUGAAAUGGUGCAACAGGAUUUGAAAAAAUAAUAAAGUAUUUCUUUGUGCAGAACAGGCCUGCUGGAACAAAAACAACACGUUGUCGAAAACCUGUCUUCAUUAGGCUCCUGAUAAAUAAACACUUUACUUGAGCAAACUGACUGGCCGAUAAAACAAUUAUCUCUGCUUUCUGUUUUAUUAUUCCAGAAGGCUCUAACCAAGCAGCUGCUAAGGCGAAGUGUGUUGAUUGAAAGGUCCUAAUAGGAACUUUCCUUCUUACAAAGAAUGUGUUGAAUACAUGUCUCUUACUGUAUUGAGCCAUAUGUUUUUCAACCUUCUUCUAACCACCAACCACUACUAACAGAUCAUUCAGGCCAUGUACAGCUGUAAACACCUGCAAUUAAACUUGUUUUAAGCCCCUCUGCCCACUUCAGAGGUGCCCCAUGGCAUACACAGGUUGAUAAACUGAGCAUGGAUGGCAACUGUAAUUCCUGUAUAGAAAAUGAUUCUAAGGAUACACCACAUUGAAUCAAUACCCACAGUAUGUCGGUGUAAUUAUCACACGAACACUCCUUAUAUGAUAGAACUGCGUUGCAGUGUUUAUUGAUUGUAAAUUCUCAUCAAUCAAUCCUGAUAACGGACAGGUUCAGCAAUUUCUGGACAGUGAUUACAAGAACAAGUAAAAAGAUCUACUUUAGGAUGAAAUGAUAAAGAGUUCUUAUAUUAUUUUUAUAACCUAUGGAAGUCUUGAAUACCUCUUAAUUUACAUUCCUGAAGGCCCCUUUGUUGCUGGUGAGGUUAGGUCCAAUCAUUUUUGAAGUCUGCAAAUCUCCACGUACAGGGAUGAGAUUUCAUUUUUCCUGACUUUGUUUAAUUUAUUUAUCAGGAAAUCAUUAUGCAUAUUCCAUAAUACAUUCAUAAAUCUCAUAACAUAUAUACAUUCCUUUAUUAUGUCAGCCUUUAUUGAUUCCACUGGAAGGCUUUUCCUGUUAUAUACUACCUUUUCAGUCAAAGGGAGUUUCCCCACAUUUUUACCUCGCUCUUCCAUCUUUCAACUUAAAUUAAGGACGUAGUCAGGAUGUAGGGAUGACAAAAACAUUCAAACUAUAAAGAUUACUCAAAUUGCUUAGCCGUGGUUUAUGUAUUAAUUUUUCAGGUUUACUUUACUUUGCUAGGCAACCAUCACAUCAUUUAAAUUGUAAUUUAAGAUAAAGUUGGGCAAAGAGAAGACACUCAACAAUUGUAGAACCACAGCCCCACGCCAGCCCUCACGGCUGACAAAGCAUCAUGGGAGAUGUAAUUCUACUUCAACUGAGAAUAUAAGUGUAAUAUCUCCCUGUAAAAAAGGCCUUAAAAAUGCUAGUUACCUGAGGUGCUUGCACAUAAGCAAACAAUAUUGCCUUUAAUGCUUAAAGGGCACUUGCAAACUCUUAUUUGCACAGUACCCAUCUUUUAAAGUUAUCUGACUAUGUUUACGUAUCCCUAUAUUUAACAAAGAUGUGUUGAAGACCCCUGAAAACAAAUGUAGAAAUCCUCAUAUUUUUAUCCCGCAACUGGGUGCCUCCAUCUUGGCUCCCUGACAAUCAUUGUUAUAGGUACUGUACUUUACACCUGGCAGU
Messenger RNA from Pelobates fuscus (common spadefoot toad), 3509 nucleotides. RefSeq names its product receptor accessory protein 2 (gene REEP2). Gene Ontology annotation, molecular function: microtubule binding; taste receptor binding. The transcript has 8 exons. Bases 204 to 1004 code for a protein of 266 amino acids. Gene Ontology annotation, cellular component: endoplasmic reticulum membrane; cytoplasmic microtubule. NCBI's taxonomy places the organism in Eukaryota, Metazoa, Chordata, Amphibia, Anura, Pelobatidae. The record is from RefSeq and is a predicted model, not a curated record.